This is a messenger RNA of Hansenula ciferrii, 2058 nucleotides long. RefSeq names its product MFS transporter. The transcript has a single exon. Lineage: Eukaryota; Fungi; Ascomycota; Saccharomycetes; Phaffomycetales; Wickerhamomycetaceae. Bases 1 to 2058 code for a protein of 685 amino acids. The record is from RefSeq and is a predicted model, not a curated record. Gene Ontology annotation, biological process: transmembrane transport. Gene Ontology annotation, molecular function: transmembrane transporter activity. Gene Ontology annotation, cellular component: membrane.
AUGUCAACAAUAAACUCCUCGAGUGAUUCUAGUUAUUACGAGGCUAAUAGCUCUCCACCAUCACCACCUCAAAAUCCACAACCAUUUACAGGUCAUAAUAAUCAAUCAAAAGAAUCUGUUGAAACUUUUAAACCACAAAGAAGAAGAUCCAUUAGUUCAUUAGAUCCAAAUGAUAAAAGUUUUGUAUCAAGUUUGAAAAAAACCAUAUCACAUUCUUCAUCAAAUAGACCAAGUGAAGAAAAUUCAACAAAUUAUAAAGAUUAUUCUGCAAAAAAUUUAUAUGGUGAAGAUUUAGAUGCUAAUGAAAUUGAAUUGAAAAGAACUCAAACAAAAGCAACUAUUAUAAACACACUAGAAGAAAGAGUAGCAAAUGAAUAUCAAGAUUCAAAAGAACAAGAUAUAGAAGCUUAUCAACCAGACACAACAAAUCAAGAACAAAGAUCUCAUAGAUCAAAAUCAAUCUAUUCACAAGUUGAUAGAGAAGAAGCAUUACCAACAUUAAAUGAUGGUGUAGAAUUUCAAGAAAUUGAUCCAGAAUUAGUUACAUGGGAUGGUGAUGAUGAUCCACAAAAUCCAAGAAAUUGGUCAUCCCAAAAAAAAUGGAUUAGUAUUGCAGUUGUUUCAUUUUAUACCCUUUUAUCACCAUUUGCUUCAACAAUGUUAUCACCUGCAGUUUCAUCAAUUUCCCAGGAAUUUGGUAAUACAAAUGAAACAAUUUCUGCAUUAAUGGUUUCAAUUUUCAUUUUAGCAUGGGCUUUAAUCCCGCCAUUUGUUGCACCAUUAAGUGAAAUGUAUGGACGUAAAAUUGUUCUUGAUGUAUCAAUUUGGGUCUUGAUGGCUUUUAAUAUUGGUUGUGCAGUGAGUCAAACAACAACGCAAAUGAUUGUUUGUAGAUUUUUUGCAGGUGUUGGUGGUGCUGCAUCAAUUGUUAUUGGUGCAGGUACAAUUUCUGAUACAAUGGAUGUUCAAGAACGUGGAUUAGCAAUGUCAAUUUAUAGUUUAGGACCUACAAUGGGACCAUGUAUGAGUGCAUUAAUUGCAGGUUAUAUUGUGGAAUAUGCAUCAUGGAGAUGGUGUUUUUGGGUCUUGGUUAUAUUUAAUGGUGUUAUUGGUGUUUUAGGUAAUAUUUUUUUAAGAGAAACUUAUGCACCAGUUUUAUUGAAAAGAAAAGCUUCAAAAUUAAGAAAAUUAACUGGUAAUGAAAAUUUACAUUCAUUAUAUGAAAUUGCUACAGGUGAAACAACAUUUGAUAAAUUUUAUGUUAAUUUAAGUCGUCCAAUUUUAUUACUUUGUACACAUCCAAUGGUUUUCGGAUUAGGUAUUUUCAUGGCUAUUGGUUAUGGAUGUCUUUAUAUAUUAAUUGUUACAUUUCCAGCAGUUUGGGGUCAAAUUUAUGGAUUUAAUAAAGGUUCAACAGGAUUAAUGUAUUUAACAUUUUUAAUUGGUUAUUUAAUUGGUAUUAUUUUUUUCAAUCAAAGUGCUAAAUAUGUUUUAAAUAAAUUAAUUGCCAAAAAUAAUGGAGUAGCUAAACCAGAAUUUAGAUUACCAUUAUUAUUAUUUAGUGGUGUUACAUUACCAAUGGGAUUAUUUUGGUAUGGAUGGGGUGCAGAACAUCAAUUACAUUAUAUGUUUACCGCAGUUGGAGCAUCAAUUUUUGCAUUUGGAGUUAUUGCAAUUUUUUAUUGUAUUCAAAAUUAUUUAAUUGAUAUGAAUCCAAGAUUCGCAGCAAGUUCUAUAGCAGCAGCAUCAAUUUUUAGAUCAUUUUUAGGUUUUGCAUUCCCAUUAUUUGCACCUGAAAUGUUUAGAUCAUUAGGUUAUGGAUGGGGUUGUUCAGUUUUUGGAUUUAUUGCAUUAGCAACAGGUAUUCCAUUCCCAUUAUUUGUUAUAUUAUAUGGUGAAAAAUUAAGAAUUUGGGCAAAUAAAAGAAUUGAAAGAUCUCAAGCUAAAAGAGAUGCUAAAAAUUUAGCAAGAUUGAAAAAAAUUCAAGAAAGACAAUUAAAUGAAAAAAAACCUGUUAAUGAAAAAGAAGUAGGUAAUGUUAGUUCACAAUCAUCAUGA